Molecule: messenger RNA, 2175 nt
Organism: Aureobasidium uvarum
Lineage: Eukaryota; Fungi; Ascomycota; Dothideomycetes; Dothideales; Saccotheciaceae
Source: the annotation of a GenBank genome assembly
AUGGCCCAGAGCAUACCCGUGCCUCCAACUUACACAUAUUUCAACUACACUAUGCCGUCGGAAUAUCCACAAGAUUCAGAUGACUUCUUGGUCAAUGUCAUCGAAGGGUCAGACUCCGAAUACGACGCCCGACUAAGCAAGAAGACGAACUCCGUACAUCGGAAGAAACAUGUUGCGACAAUUCAGACAACUUUGCAUUGCUGGAAGCUUACGAAGGCUGCCCCUAAAAUCAAGGAUGGUGCACCAAGCUGGAAGCGAGCAGAGAGGGCUCAAAUGACACUGCCAUCAGAUGAACUUGAAUUGCAAGCCAAAAAGCAGCGCAAGGCAAGAUCUCUAACCGAGAUGUACGAAACCUUGUCGACCGACCAGCGUCAACAAGUUGAGGUCCUCAUUCAGGAGCAAAGGCGAAACGAAGUGAACAAAUACGCUCGUUGGGAAAUAGCAGCCAUACACCGCGAGGUUCUUAACAAUCUGAGGACCAGGAUCCGAGAGACCACCUUCAUUCGCGUGAUACUAAGCAGAGACGAUAAACGCAAAGCUGAGAAGACAGCGACGGAGCAUGGUGCUAGUGUUGCUAGCAAUAUUUCCGACCUCAAUGAUCUGUCCGACUUGUCACUGAAGCAGACAGAAACUGGAGGCAACCAACGUCUUCCUCCAAAGAGAAGGGAGUUUCAGGCACAAUCAAAGGCUAAAAAGGCAAUCAACGAGAACGUCAUCGAAGUUUUGCCUGAUCCAGGCAUCGGGAGCGCAUAUGCUGUCAAUGUGCCAUCGCUGGGGAGUCCUUUACCAUCAGAUCGUCUGCGAAGUCAUCGAGAGUGGAGCAAUGAUGCUCCGCUCUGGUACUCGCCGUCGGCUGGACCAGAGCACGAGGCUAUGCCUCAGAACCAAUUGAACCAAUGGCGUCCACAACAGGAUAUCGAACUUCAAAGAACCCAGCAAGGUCACCACGUCCAGAAUGCUCUUGCAUACAUAACCAGCAUGAAUCAAAAUGCUCGUACACAGGUGCAGGGUCAAGUCUACGAAGACACAUGCACGCAAUCUACUCUACCCGAGCCAUGGCUCUCCCAGCAGUCUCCGCUGAAACCGCGAGCCUUUGGUUACAACCCUCAUGGUAUACCUAUACAGCAGCAAUUUGAGAAGAUUUCAACACAUGAAACUUCACCACACCUUGAACCUCAGAGGGCUAGUAGCAGCCAAGACUACUUUGGACAGCAGUUCGGAAACCAACACGAGAUAGCAGCAAAGCCCUCAUUCGCUGGCCCGUCUCAAAUUGCGAACAACAAUAGACCCGCACUGGUUACAGCCGAUUACACUAAGAACCCAGAAGCUUAUCGGGGUCCCCCAAGCACAAAGAUCCAGAUCUCUGACGAUACGGAUUGGCCCAGUUACAAUCCCAAUAUGGAGCAACUCACUCCACCAUUGCCGCAGUUGCAGCAACAUCUGAAACAAGUAAACCACAGUGCCGAGCGACUGCGGCGAGAAGACGUGCUGUUCUGGAGGACUCAGGCCCAGCUAAGUCACUCGCGAUCGUCCUCGAGUUUAGAUGACCAGUCAUCAACCAUGGCAUCGCCCGAGCAGAGCUCACCGCCCACCUCGGUAUCAGGAGAUGGUAUGCCGCCACACUUCCGAUAUGAUGCUAGAAACGAUAUCACACCAGGUCGGUUUGGCCAACAGCUUGCUGCGCAUGACUUCCUUCGCCCGAACCAGACCAGACAACAAGAACAGAUACCCGUGUUGCCUCAGAGGAGAGAGAGCGAAUACAGGCCUGCAACCAGGCGUGGCGUCAGCUUCGAGGACGAACCAUUCGAGAUCCCAGAUAGACAAUAUCCCCCACAACCGGUCCAGCACACUUUCAAUCCUAGCAUGUACCAUCCAGACAACUACACUAGACCAUCAGCUCCAGAUCCUCCAGAGCCAAAAGUCAAUGCUCCACCCUAUCACCCACACCGGUAUCAACCACGACAGCACACCGAGCCAGAAAAUACUUCAAUGCUCGAACGCCUGAAUGAACGGCUUGAUCACAUGGAACUCAGGCAGGCAGAAGGAGCGACCAGAAGAGCUGUUGAGGCGGCGCAGAAGAGACGAGAAUUGGAAAGGAAAGAAGCGUACGAGAAAGGAGUUGAAGAUGCAAUGGCGUGGAAGGCACGAUCCGGCGACUUUGGAAAUUUCGGGUGA